Messenger RNA from Suricata suricatta (meerkat), 708 nucleotides. Its product is annotated as natriuretic peptides B-like. Lineage: Eukaryota; Metazoa; Chordata; Mammalia; Carnivora; Herpestidae. Gene Ontology annotation, biological process: receptor guanylyl cyclase signaling pathway; cGMP biosynthetic process; negative regulation of systemic arterial blood pressure. The record is from RefSeq and is a predicted model, not a curated record. The transcript has 3 exons. Gene Ontology annotation, molecular function: hormone activity; hormone receptor binding. Gene Ontology annotation, cellular component: extracellular region; cytoplasm; nucleus. The coding region runs from base 138 to 527 and encodes 129 amino acids.
UCCUGGCCCGGGAUAAAAGGCCGACGUUGUCCCAGGAUCCGGGAGAGCGCUCGCCGGCGUCUAGGAGGUGAGACGUGACCCGGAACACAGCUCAGCGGCAGCGGCGACGAUCUCUUUCCGCACUUCUCUCCAGCGACAUGGACUCCAAGACCGCGCUGCUCCGGCCCCUCCUGCUCCUCCUGUUCUUGCACCUGUCGCCACUAGGCGGUCGCUCCCACCCACUGGGCAGCCCCGGCCCCGCCUCGGAAGUGUCCGUAAUACAGGAGCUGCUGGAAGGGCUGCGGGACACAGUUUCGGAGCUGCAAGAAGAGCUGGGACCCCUCCAGCGAGGCCAGAGCCCUGCAGAAUCCUGGGAGGCCCAGGAGGAACCCCCUGAGGGGGUCCUUGCGCCCCGUGACAAUGUCCUCAAGGCCCUGAAACAACCAGGCAGCCCCAAGAUGAUGCGUGAUUCAGGGUGCUUUGGCCGGAGGCUGGACCGGAUUGGCUCCCUCAGUGGCCUGGGCUGCAAUGUGCUGAGAAAAUAUUAGGAGGAAGUGCUGGCUGCAGACAUCUUCGUCUGAUUCUUCACCAACUUUCUGAGCCCCGUUGAAGCAAUUCUUAUUUAUUUCUAUUUAUUUAUUUAUUUAUUUUGAUUGUUUUAUAUACGAUGAUUCUUACCUCUGAGCACAUAUUUUCCAUGGUGAAAUAAAGUCAACAUUUUAUCAUCUU